Molecule: messenger RNA, 3253 nt
Organism: Monodelphis domestica (gray short-tailed opossum)
Lineage: Eukaryota; Metazoa; Chordata; Mammalia; Didelphimorphia; Didelphidae
Gene: CISH
Product: cytokine inducible SH2 containing protein
Biological process (GO): phosphatidylinositol phosphate biosynthetic process; intracellular signal transduction
Cellular component (GO): phosphatidylinositol 3-kinase complex
Molecular function (GO): 1-phosphatidylinositol-3-kinase regulator activity
Source: RefSeq, a predicted model, not a curated record
UCUUAGUUAACUGCGGGCCAAGGACUCGCAGCCCUAGCCCUGAGCCCAGUCUUAAGUGCUCCCAUCGCUUCAGCUACUAGGUCCUGGGGAAUCGCCUUGCCCAGCUCUUUCUUUCUUUGCAGUCCUCCCUGCCUCAUUCCUUCCCUCCCUCUCCCCGGGAGCGCUCUGUCGGGUCCCCUGCGGAGCCUGCCUCUCACUGCGGGGCCACAAGUCCCGGGGGCAGCUCCACAGCCCAGCUUCGAGGUCCUCUCGGUGCCCGGAACUCUAUUUAUACAACAGAGUAUCUCUUUUUCUUUUUUCUCUCUGUCGGAACAGUGAUGUGAAUACAAUAUAAUUCCCGGAAUCCACCGCUUCCUGGAAUAGAUUAAAAGAGGCAAACAAAAGAUUAGUCAGUGGUGUGUUUCCACCUCCCCCUUCCUCCCCCUCCCCCGCCUCUCCCCCUGCCCCGACUCAUUCUCUUUCCUUCCCCUCCAGCUCAUUUCAACGAGCUGCAGCCACAGGAUAGGUCUUGUCUCCUGGGCUCCGGAAUCCUCUUGCUCAUUUGAUCCUGGACCGGCUGCCAAGCUGGUGGUGCUGAACCUCUGGCCUGGCCUGGAAGCCUGAGUUCUUUGGGACGGAAAAAGAAGGCGAUCGGACCGCCCUGUUCAGCUCCUCGUGGCUGAUUGCGGGAAUCCUUGGCUCCUGGGUCCUUUUCCUAUAGGGAGGAGGCCACAGAACCAGGAGCCCCGGCGAGCCCUGACCCAUCACCACGAGCCCCACGCCCUGCGGCUGCCCGGCUGAAGUUGGAGUUGCUGAACCUGAGGCUUGGACUCGGCUGAGAGUUGUCCGGGUUGUUUCCCGGCGCCAAAGGAACGGGCUCUCUUUCCUCCACCCGUCUCUCGCUUCGGACCAGGACAGAAGAGAGAGCGAGAGAAAGGACACAAGGGGAGACGGCGGCUGGCCUCCCUGAAGCCCUACAGGACAUGAUCUUCUGCAUCCAGGGACCCCAUCCUUUACUGGAAGAAGAGAGGAUUGGCAGGUUGACACUAGCUGGGCUAACUGUGGGAUUACCAGAGCCUGUCAUGCAGCCCCUGUCUGUGACCCCCUUCCAAGAGGAGGAAGAGGCACCACCCUUGACUGAGAAUGAGUUGCCUCAAGUCCGUGAUCCUGAGGAAGACCUGUUAUGCAUUGCCAAGACCUUCACCUACCUGCGGGAAUCUGGUUGGUACUGGGGAUCUCUCACGGCAUUUGAGGCCAAGCAACAUCUUCAGAAGAUGCCUGAAGGUACCUUCCUCGUGCGGGACAGUACUCACCCCAGCUAUCUGUUCACACUUUCUGUCAAGACCAACAGAGGCCCCACCAACGUUCGCAUAGAAUACGCCGACAGCAAGUUCCGGCUGGAUUCAAACUGUCUGUCCAAGCCACGGAUUUUGGCAUUCCCAGAUGUGGUCAGCCUCAUCCAGCAUUAUGUCACAUCUUGCACAACUGAUGGCAAGAAUGACACCCCUUACCCACCCCCUGCCUCACUUUUGCCCACUCACAAGGACACAGUUCCCACCACGGCAGCAGUGGCAGCUGUCCACCUGAAACUCAUCCAGCCUUUUGUCCGCAAGAACAGUGCUCCUAGCCUACAACACUUAUGCCGGCUGACCAUUAACAAGCUCACUGCUGAGGUUGACCAGCUGCCUCUGCCUAAGCGGAUAGGGGACUAUCUCAGGCAGUACCCUUUCCAGCUCUGAGACAGAACUGGAGUCCAUCUGACUUGGCAGACCUGGGAAGACCAGGAUGCCACCUCAUGAUUUGUCCUAUUACAGAAACCCUAGUCAACAAGACCUCACAAUUCCAACAGGUGUGGAUUGUGGUAACUACCUUUUGAGGACUGGGAAUGCUCCUUUCCCUCUCCUUCUCACCUAAUUUCUGCCCAUCCCUAUGGGGAGCAAGGUGCUUGGUCUGUGUCUGCAGACCUCGGGACCUAAGACCAGGAUGAGAGUAACCAUGCCUGAAGUUUCUGGGGGCCAAACCAGGGCCAUAGGAGGUCCUGCCUCUAUUUAUUUUCCUGGCCAUAUCAUAGAGACUAUGGGGGAAGCAUAUUCUAUUAUUUCUGCUGUGCCAGAAUGUGGGACCAUCCCAAACUCAGAUUGGGGUUCCUCUCUGACUUAGUUACACAUGUGCCAACUACCUGAACCAGAUGGUCUUGGCUCCUUCUCAGUCUCAGGCAACACGCCAGAGCAGAGAAACUCGCCACCUAUACUCAGCCUUCUCCAAAGGCAGGCAGUCAAACCUGCUUACCACAUACCACCCCCAUCCCCAACUCCACCCCCAGUGAACACUACCUGACUGGUCAAGCUUGCCCAUGAAUGUUUCUCAUCGAGAAGGAGGCAGCAGAAAUUCUCUUCUCUUCCCUGACUGUCCUUCCUUUUCCACUGGAAUUACCAAUCCUGAUAUUCCAUGGACCUCAUACCCAUCAAAAAUGUCUGGGAAAGAGGGAAGGGUGGAAGGCCACAGAAGAGAAGAAGAGGGGCCCUCUGGCCUGAGGCCAAAAGUGACCCAACCAUUUUUCAGUAUUUAUUUAUUUAUUCUUUUUGUCUGUUUGUUUUUGGUUCAAUAAUACCAGAGCAGGGCCUAGAUUCAGCAAGCUGGCCUCAACCUGUUUCAGGUACCUGCUCCUCUGAUCUUCAGGUCUCUCCAAGAUGUCCUAGAGAUCUAUUUCUUAUUUGUUUCCUCUGAUGUGGCAAGUCCUUUUUCUUAAAUGAAGCCUAACCUAACCAGUGCCAGUAAAUGAUGCUCCCCACCUGCCCACCUUGAGCACCAAUUCCCUAUCUCCCUAACCCUCUGUAAGGUGUCUUCUCCAAAGGGUUAGAAGGCCCUUACCUCCAUGGAGCUGAAUUCAGUUAGGGUUGAGGGGCCCCCAUUCCACUCUGGCCCUCCCACCUGCAUCUCAGGCAGAAGAAAAUUUGCACACUCCCACACAGUGCCCUAGUCCUCUCCCCAGGCCCAUGAGGCAGGGGUGGCAAGCUGUCUUCUUGAAUAUUAAUGGUGGAGUGGCUUGAGGGUCAGGGAUUUUCAGGGUUUUUUUCCCCUAUGUCCAAGGAUGGAAUGAGAGUGGGGGUGCAGCAGGGGUGGUUGUAUUUGAAUAGUUCACCUAUGACUGUAACCUCAUUUCCCUUUGCUUAGGGACCCUGCGAAGGUGAUUUAGCUUAGUCACACAGAGAGAAAUGUAAAUCUGAUUUACAAAGAAACUUUUUAAAAUAAUAAUAAUUAUUAUUGUAAUAAA